CUGGCCUGUGGCGGUAAGUAUAUCUCUCUCUCGCGCGCGCCUCUUUGUCUCCCUCCCCUCUUCCUUUUUCCCUUUCUUUGUUGGUUCAUCACAUUCCUUGACCGUACAAGUACAUCCCCCAAAGUCUGUGACUUUCGUUUCGCCCUUCGACUCCCCGUCGCCCACACUCAUUCAUCCCCGGAGGAUAUAACCACAUUCAUUGACUCAAGCUCGUUCUUGAACACACUCCCUCGACGAAACGAAAGAAUUGUCCCGCACGCCCUCCCCUUGAGACCACUUCGAAUUUUCUCUCUCGAAAAUCCCCCCCAAAAAACAAACAUUCAAAAUGUACACUCUCAAGACACUCUCUGUCAUGGCGGUCGUUGCCGGCGUUGCCGUUGCCGCCCCUACCCCUGCCGAGGACGCCGGCCUCGUGAAGCGAUGGAGCCACGGCUACCGCUGGUGGUCAAACGGAGACGACAGCACCUCUCUGGUCGUCCCUCCUGGAUGGGCUCCCGGCCAAGCAGCACCAACUGACACCCCUUCGACCACCGUUGUGACCGUCGUCACCGAAGUGGCCGGCGGUGCUCCCGCUCCAUCUGCUCCUGCUGCCGCCGCCCCAGCUACUCCCACCGGCUCCUCCAGCGGUGCCUCUCCCACUUCCGGCUCCAGCUCCGGCUCCGGCUCCUACAUGGAUGUCGUUUCCAAGUGGCGCGCCGCUGGUGGUCUCCCCGCUCUCACCCAGGACAGCACCCUCGAGGCCAAUGCCCUCAAGACUAGCACCAACAGCGUCGGUGGCCUCAAGCACGAGCUCAACCCAGGCACCAUGGCCCAGGUCCUUGCUCCCGGCAACCCAACCGACUUCCAGGACGUCUAUGUCGGCGGAUGGCUUUGCGAGAUCCCCAGUCUGCCUGGCUUGAACGGAAUCUGCUCUACCCUGUCUCAGGGAUGGAAUUACGACGGGCAGACCGGGCAUGCUGACAUUCUCACGUCAACAUCCUAUUCUAAAAUUGGAUGCGCAAUUGCAAGUGAUAGUAUGGUCUGGUCAUGCGAUCUUGCCUAAGCGACAAUAUCGACAACCGACAUAUGCUGUGGUUUUGCGUAGAGGACCGAUUUUGCUUAAGCAUCUUCUUCUGAUGACUCGGUGGAGCAUACCUAUGGUCUUUUGACGAGUUUCUAUGAUCAUUCCAUUCAAAUUGUGAUAGUCUUCUUCAACCAAGUUUGCAUUAUCUUGUACGAUACUGAGGAAGUUCCAAUUUGCUACUGCGUGAUUCAAGUUUUCCACUUCAUCUUCCUGCUGUUUGUAAGCUGGGUGUCCUCCGUAUACAGAGUACAACUCCAUCCCCAGCGCUGUCGUGUCCUUGCACUGCUGGAUUGGGACCAGAAUGUCUUGUUGGUAGGGAGUAUAUCUGUCAUAGUCUGAGUUGACACAAGGCAAUGGUGAGUACUCCGUACUGUGAUGAGG
Molecule: messenger RNA, 1444 nt
Organism: Exophiala oligosperma
Lineage: Eukaryota; Fungi; Ascomycota; Eurotiomycetes; Chaetothyriales; Herpotrichiellaceae
Exons: 4
Coding region: 326-1042 (238 amino acids)
Source: RefSeq, a predicted model, not a curated record